Messenger RNA from Verruconis gallopava, 2961 nucleotides. RefSeq lists its product as uncharacterized. The record is from RefSeq and is a predicted model, not a curated record. NCBI's taxonomy places the organism in Eukaryota, Fungi, Ascomycota, Dothideomycetes, Venturiales, Sympoventuriaceae. Gene Ontology annotation, cellular component: plasma membrane; growing cell tip; cell division site. Bases 483 to 2465 code for a protein of 660 amino acids. The transcript has 3 exons.
CUCCCUGGCUUGAGACAAUGUCCGCCUUCCGCCUUGCUCUUCCUGCUCUCCGUCGACCUCGCUCUCCUUCACGCCCACUUCCGCAUACUCACAUACGUACACGCGCACACCCACACCCACUCUCUUAACGCCCUCGCUUGCACACGUCCCCAUUCUUUCCAUCUUCUGCGCGUCUCUCACAAAUCACUACUGGCCCCGCCACCACAACCAACACCACUCCUAGAUCAAAGCAGCCGAUUCUGCCUCUGACCUCUCCGCGUCUCUCCUCCACGGACAAUGCGCUCGUUGGACAUGCUGUCGCUCUCGCUUUUGACUUCCACUACCUGAUAUUUCUCUCCACGCACUCGCUCGCCUGUUGCCGCGCUGUGAACGGAGCGUGCCUUCCAAGUCACUGGCGUGGCCACAUCGAGUCGUACGUACGACGUGCAGGCACAAGUUGACUGCCUCACUUGGCGCGCCUCCGCUCCGCACCCGCUGCAACCAUGGUACUGCGACCUGCGACUCCGCUCUCGGUGCUUUUCUUCGCCGCCUUCGCGCUCCUGCUCAUCUCUGCGCUGUCGACACCCGUCAUAAAGGCCAUACCGCUUGCUUCGUUCAAUGGAUAUACCUUUGGCGUUUGGGGUUACUGCAAAGGCUCGGAUUGCAGUGCCAUCAAGAUCGGUUAUGACAUGCAAAGCCUAGCUGGUAUAACGAACAGCGACUUUUCCUUGCCAGAAAGCACGCGCAAUUCGCUAUCGCCUAUUCUAGUCAUCCAUCCUGUCGCCGCUUUUCUCAGCCUGAUAUGCACUAUACUAGCCAUUGCCGCCCACUUCCACUCUCCGGCCCAUUCCCCUCGCUUUCUGCUCGGUCUAUUCAUCCUCAGCAUACCCACGCUUCUUGUUUCGCUUCUGGCAUUCCUUGUCGAUAUUUUGCUUUUUCUCCCACAUGUAUCGUGGGGAGGAUGGGUUGUCGUUGCCGCCACCGCCAUCAUUGGCGUUUCAGGCUUGGUGACUUGUGGCAUGCGACGCUCCCUAGUGAGCAGAAAAGCGCGACGAAAGAGAAUACAGGAGAAUGCCGAGAUGAACGGCCAAAACUACUACAAUAAUUUUGGAGCAAAGCAGGCGUCCGAGCCUGCAGUUGCGACCUCAGUGGUUGAAUCCUUACCAAGGGCUGAAUCUCCACCUCCUCUGACAGGCGGCUCGACCGUGCCACUGAACUCGGCUCAAAGUGUUCCUUUUGGCGCGUAUGAUGCCAAGGCUGUCCCUUCAGAUGACAGGAUACCUUUGAACACAGCCGUGGCCCCUCCAGCAAUGGCAGGCGGUCAAGCAUACGGAGGCCCGAUGCGACCUCGCAAUGGCUCAGUCAAUCAACAGUCAGAAGAGUACGGAAACACUGUGAUGGCUAUGGGUCGACCGUCCCUAGAAUCUAAUAGAUCGAAUUCCUCAUUUAACGGCAGGGGUGGGCGAGGAGGCUAUCCUACCAGCAGAGGUGGGUACCCUCCAAGAGGCGGUCCAAUGAUGCGUGGCGGGCCGCCAGGCAUGCGAGGAAGCUACCGUGGAAGAAGUGGACCUAUGAUAGGAAGGGUUCCUCCACCUCCAGGCUAUGGUCCACAAGAUCGAUACAACCCCUCGCCAUAUGAAAUGGGACCGAGCUCUAGAGGAAUAUCUCCUGCUGUGGCUCGCCCGCAGGAAAUCGCAAUCGGUCAAGCUGUGGAGAUGGACGCGAACAUUGGCGUCCCUUCGCCUGCUCGUUCGCCGGUUGAAACAACGCCACCAGAUGAGUAUAUUCCAGUGCGCUCACAGUGGAUUCAAAGACAACCGGCUCCAAACAUUAAUACCAAUGUAACCGGCAAUCGAGCAUUGUCACCUAUCCAAGCAUCUCCUAACUCCGUGAGCAAGUAUUCUCAGAGUCAGGCGCUAGGUCACGCACGCACAGCAUCCGGAUCGUAUUACGAAGAUGUUGACCCUCAGUUCGCCGAAGUCCCUCCAGCUGCGUCGACUGUUCCUCCGCCGAUGUUGACUGCUAGCUCUGCAGCAAUACCUCCAGUCCUCAUGACAGGAGGGGCAACUGAGCUGCAAAGGGGCCCACCCUUAAGUAACACGAACUAUCAACCCAGCGAGGCCGUGCCUCCUUUACCUUUAGACACACUGCGACAGGAAUCGCAGGAAUCUUUGCAAGAAGGACAGCGUAGUCCAGCUACGAGCGACACGAGUCACUUCACUUCUGUCUCACAGCGCGGCAUUAACCCCGCCUGGAGACCGGGCAUGCCACCAUCAGGCAGAGGGCCUCCGCCACCGCGUCCGUCAGACAUGCUCCUGAAUUCAAACCCCGAUUUCUCAUUACCCGGGAUGGGCCCAACAGGCCGAGGACGAGGCGGCUUCCGCGGAAGAGGCGGCGGAGGCAUGGGACCCGGACGUCGAAGCCCUGCGAUGGGUAUGAGUAUGGGUGGCGGCUUAGGCCAGCCAAGCAGGUAUCCAAUGCCCUAGUUUCCAUGAGUCUUGUUGAAAUCUCUUGGAGUGCGCUCGCUGGCCUUCACUCAUUCAAUCUUCAGUUUCUCAUGCCUUUACAAUUGCAUAGCCUUCGCACUGCUUCUUCAGUUUGAGCAUCGCCAUGUGUUUUUCCAGAGCAAUCUCUAUCUUUGUACAUAAUCAUAUCUUAUUUUUCUCGUCCUGAGCAUCGCAUUCUUUAUGAAACAUGUAAACUUCGUUUGGUUUGCGGUUUUCUAUACGUUUCGCGGCUCGUUGGCAUGUCGCGACAGUUGACAUGGGCCCGCGGGUAAACGAUUGGCAGCAACGAUUAUGAGUGCGUGACUUGAACAUCACACACGGGGCGUUCGGGAAGGAAACAAGAAAACGGAAGUCUUCUCGCACCCUGGAACUAUUCCUGGGCAUUUUGAAUAUAAAUGUUUUUGGCUGUUUCGCAAGUUUGGAAAGGAAUGUACACGUAUACAUACAUGGUUUAGAACCACAGUGAUGCCUCCAG